AUGUCUAUCCAAAACCCUAAUAAGAAGAUUCGCAGCGAAGGAAAACCGGACCAGCAACAAACUGACGCCGUCGACCGAUUGAGCAGUCUUCCCGACCACGUUCUUCACCACCUCCUCUCCUUCAUAGUCGAAAGCCGAUUCUCCGUCCAAACCUCCGUCCUCUCCAGGAGAUGGAGAUCCCUGUGGAAGCACGUUCCCCGGCUCACCCUCCGCGACAAUUUCUCCACCCUUGCUUCAACUUUCGCCAGGUAUGUGGACGCACUCUUGUCCGCCCGCCCUGACGGCAGCAACGUCGACGAGAUAAACUACUGCGACUUAGAAUUCUCGUGGAACACGGAGCCGCUCCACAAGGUCAUACAAUUUGCUGCUUCUCGCCGUUGUCGAGAGUUGUCUGUUACUGCAGUCACAGAUCUCCAACCCUAUUUCCUUGCCCCCUUGGCUGAUAAUAGCAAUCUCACAACGCUAGAGUUGAGGGCCGCACGUUUGGGGACGGGAUUCGGUGGUUUCAGCUCGCUGAGGGUUUUGCAUUUGGAUGAGGUCAGUCUGCCUUGUAGCAGUGCCGCUGAUCUCGAUCUUUUCGUUGGGUUCCCCAGCUUGGAGAAGUUGGUAGUGGCUAACUGUGUGUUUAGCCGUAAGCCGGAUGAUCCUCCUUGUUGCUUCAAGGUCUCCGGUCCCCGGCUCGCCCAUCUCCUGAUUGUCGAGCUUUCUUGUGCCAAGGUUGAAAUAUUUGCCCCAAACCUCAAAUUCCUAAAUAUCACCGAGGGUAUGGAAUGUUCCCCAAUUUUGUACCAGUUAACCCUCCCUAUUUCCCUUGGUCAUUAUUAUGUACAUGAUAACGGCCGUGUUGAAGGAGAGAACAAGGAAAGAACGAAGGCGCUGCUGCAGGAUCUGUUGAGCUGCAAUGGGGAGUUUCUGCAGCAUCGAUCUGAUUCUCCCUUGACCGGAUUAAAAUUUUUGAAAGUGAUGUCACCGUGCUUUCCUGAGUUUCGGUAUGUGAUAUCUCACGUCAUUUACUUCAUGAAAGGAUCUCCCCGUUAUGGACCAGAAACUAUUGAGUUUGUCUAG
Molecule: messenger RNA, 1065 nt
Organism: Linum trigynum
Lineage: Eukaryota; Viridiplantae; Streptophyta; Magnoliopsida; Malpighiales; Linaceae
Source: the annotation of a GenBank genome assembly